AUGCCACAAUUAUUAUCUCCACUCCAUCUCUAUCGGCAUGGUUUUAAUAUGCGCCGAAUGUCACUUGCGUCAUUCCGCAGAACGAACUCAGCUGUUCAGUCCGAGUGUUGGUCGCAUACGAAAAAUACGGUCCGCGCCAUGGCGACACAGGCACAACCGACGCUCACCAUCGACAAUCUCAACCCCUGCAUCAAGGUUAUGGAAUAUGCGGUCCGUGGACCGUUGGUAAUUAGGGCUGGCGAAAUUGAGAAAGAGCUCGAAAAGGGCGUAAAAAAACCAUUUACAGAAGUAAUUAAAGCAAAUAUCGGCGAUUGCCAUGCGAUGGGUCAGGUACCAAUUACCUUCAUCAGAGAAGUCCUGGCGCUGGUCGCCUACCCCAAGUUGUUGGACGACCCUUCCUUCCCUGAGGACGCAAAAUGCAGAGCCAGACUGAUCUUAGCAGGUUGUCGUGGUGGGUCGGUGGGUUCAUACACUGAUUCGCCUGGCAUCGAAAUUAUCAGGAAACACGUUGCUGAAUACAUCGAACGAAGGGAUGGCAUCCCUUCUGAUUGGCAGAACAUCGUCAUCAGUGCAGGCGCUAGUGAUGCCAUCAAAAACGUAUUGAAAUUGUUGAUCAGCAACGUCGAUGGAAAGAAACCAGGUGUGAUGGUACCAAUUCCACAAUAUCCUCUCUACUCCGCCUCUCUAGCUGAGUUCAACAUGCACCAAAUCGGUUAUUUCCUGGACGAAUCCAGGAACUGGGGAUUGGACAUUGCCGAAUUAGAAAGGUCGAUUAACGAGGCAAAGAAAGUGUCCGCUCCAAGAGCCAUUGUGGUUAUCAACCCAGGAAACCCCACAGGACAAGUGCUGUCUAGAGAAAAUAUCGAGCAAAUCAUUAAAUUCGCCUACAACCACAAACUCUUCAUCUUCGCCGACGAAGUAUAUCAAGAUAAUGUGUACGCUGAAGGUUCCAAAUUCUUCUCAUUCAAAAAGGUUCUAAUUGAAAUGGGAGCGCCAUACUCAGGAAUGGAACUGGCCAGUUUUAUGUCCUGUUCCAAAGGCUAUAUGGGUGAAUGUGGUUUGAGAGGCGGCUACGCUGAAGUCAUCAACAUGGAUCCCAAAGUAAAGGCCAUGUACCUCAAAGCCAUUAGCGCUAUGCUUUGCCCAACUGUCUUGGGACAAGCGACUUUAGACACAGUCGUUAAUCCACCACAAAAAGGAGAGCCUAGUUAUGAACAAUUCAUGAAGGAAAAGAACUCAGUUCUGGAUUCUCUUAAAUUAAGAGCAAAAAUGGUAGCUGACACUUUCAAUUCAAUGGAAGGUUUCUCGUGUAACACUGUACAGGGAGCUAUGUACGCUUUCCCGAGAAUUGUACUGCCCCCGAAGGCGAUCGAAGCAGCCAAAGCUCAAAAUAAGGCCCCCGAUGUAUUCUACGCAUUCGAACUAUUAGAGAACACAGGUAUUUGCAUUGUGCCAGGUUCUGGAUUCGGCCAACAACCAGGCACAUAUCACUUCCGCACCACUAUCCUGCCGCAGCCCAAUAAAUUAAAGGAGAUGUUGGACAAAUUUGCCGCAUUCCACAAAGAUUUCCUUAAAAAAUACAAUUAGGUUGUAAAUGAGAGUUAAAAUUUGUUGAGUAUUAUUAACGGCGGUAAUUGUUAUAAAUUGAAAUUUGUAUUGUAAUUGUAUAUAUUGCAUAGGAUUCGAUGUAUGUAAAUUUAAUGACGUGUAUAGGCCAACAAUAAAAAUUUCCAUGUA
Messenger RNA from Aethina tumida (small hive beetle), 1737 nucleotides. RefSeq names its product alanine aminotransferase 1. Gene Ontology annotation, molecular function: pyridoxal phosphate binding; L-alanine:2-oxoglutarate transaminase activity. Bases 1 to 1587 code for a protein of 528 amino acids. The record is from RefSeq and is a predicted model, not a curated record. The transcript is spliced from 6 exons. Gene Ontology annotation, biological process: biosynthetic process. NCBI's taxonomy places the organism in Eukaryota, Metazoa, Arthropoda, Insecta, Coleoptera, Nitidulidae.